Penicillium angulare is the source of this 3363-nucleotide messenger RNA. RefSeq names its product dDENN domain protein. Gene Ontology annotation, biological process: regulation of Rab protein signal transduction. Bases 1 to 3363 code for a protein of 1120 amino acids. The transcript is spliced from 4 exons. Lineage: Eukaryota; Fungi; Ascomycota; Eurotiomycetes; Eurotiales; Aspergillaceae. Gene Ontology annotation, cellular component: cytoplasmic vesicle. The record is from RefSeq and is a predicted model, not a curated record.
AUGCCUUCUUCAAGUUCCACCAGCUCCUUAGAGGGUGCUCCUCUGGCCGAUUACUUUUGGAUCGCCGGUCUAGAUGGAUCCGAGGUUCUGGAUACUUAUAGGCGACUCGGUGAUGAGUAUCGGAUAAACGGUGCUGCUUCUCCUGGGCCCGCUCUCACCGAUGCUAUCCAGGAAGAUGCAGAUGCUGAACAGGAGGAACCCGCGGAUGGUGCUUCCCGGCCCACCUCGACGCUAUUCACGGGUGCUAGUGCCACUCGGCGCGCUUCCCAACAACGAUUGUCAACGCUGUCGAGAGAUUCGGGCCAGACCAAUGGUGCCAGUAGUAAUCGAAGCAGUGUUACCGUUAAGGGCGCGUCGUCACCGCUGCGCGCCUCCGCGUUAUUCUCCGACGAUUUCGAUUUUGACCAAGCUCUGGUUAAGUUCGCGUCGGAGAGAGAUACUUUCUUGACAGAUUUGAAUGUGAGCGCCGGCGCUAUCACUCAGAAUUCUCGUCCGCGAUCGCGCGUUCGAACUCAGAAGAUUGUUUCUGAGGAUCCAGCUUCCCAAGGAUCGCCGGGUCUUCUCAGGUCCGGUAUCGGGAGUGUUCGUCGACACAUGGCAUUCCGGGAUAUGAAUAGUAUGAAGAGACAGCCGUCAAUUGCUCGCCAUGCUUCGGUACGAACGUCACGACGACUCAGCAACUAUAACUCUGUUAUUCCAGUACCACAACCGCUCGAAUUUUCACCGUCGAUGCAUCCGUUAAAACGACGAUUCGAACCCGUCCUGUUAGAUCGAUACCCGACCCGCGAUAUGUCCGAUGAGCUGAAGCAGCGUGGAAACUUCCCAGACUAUGUUCCUAUGUUUGCGUUCCCGAAUGAUAUCAAUAUCGUAUCCUCCGAUGAGCGACCUCGAUCUACUUGGCACGGAUUUGCUAUGACAACCGAAAAUGGAUCCAAACUUCAUGCAAUUUGUGUCAUAAUUUGGAUUCCUCUGAAUUCCCAAGCCGCAGAUGAACUAGAGAAACGUUGCGAAGAAUGGCGCAAGGACAACAUGACGGACGAGGAGCGUGAGCUAGCCGCGAGCCUGGGUGAAAGAUUGGCCUCCGAGCGUGCCAAGCUAUCACAACUUCUUGCACAGCUGCCAAACGUGCCCUCGGGCUCUGAAUCUCGUGAACAGCUCGAAGACGAAAUCAGCGCAGUUGAAGAGAAAAUUGGUCUCAUGACUGACCUACUGCGCCCCGUUCGACAUGGCGCGGCUUCGAAGAUCGAGGGCCUUACAGAUGGUGAUACUGGAUUUUGGAUCCCUCGAGCCUACGGUGUCAUGGGCCGGGAGAGCACAAUGACAAGCUUCUGGAAAGAGUGGCUGAAGGGUAUCGUUGUGCCAAUGACUGAAAACGCUGUUCAACGUGUGCCACCUAGUUCCCCGCGGAUGGGUGUCUGGCAGCCACUGGAACGUUAUGUGAUGAAUCUUUGUACAGAGGCAUUCUGCCCUAUCUCAUCAAAGACUCAAGUCGAACUUUCGAUCAGAGAGUUACGACUGUUCGCCCGGAAAGAAGCAUCCAAUGAGCUUCCUGGGUCUCGCAACACCGACCUUUACGCAUUGUUCCGAACACUUUCCGUUGCAAAUAUUAUCAUCUUGUUCGAGUACGCUCUCACGGAAUCUCGUAUAAUUUUCUUGUCUUCGCACACUUCUAUGCUUUAUCUUGCAACGAGGGCUUUGGUGGAUCUUCUUUUCCCCUUACAAUGGGCUGGUGUAUUGAUUCCAGUCCUCCCUGCUCGCCUGGUUCAGGCCAUUGAAGCGCCUUGUCCCUAUAUUGUUGGAAUUGAACGUCGGUAUGAGAAAGUUGAACUUCCGUCCGACGACUUCGUCUUGGUUGACCUCGACAACGACAUGAUUGAGAGUACUUUGCGCCCCACUCCACUUCCUCGUCACCAGCGCAAAAAGCUGCUGUCGCUCUUGCAAUUAGCUGCCCCUCAUCAUAGCCGCUGCGGUGUUCCGACUGGGCCACCUGCGUAUGCCAUUGAGACGUAUCCUUGGGAUUCCUUCCUAACUGAGACACCGGCUACUUAUAACUCCAAAGCACCGGCAACGAACCUAGCCAAGUAUGUGGGCCUCAACUCCAGCGCGUUUGGCUCAGCUGCGGUGGUUCCGAACUCCUAUCAGCCUCCAAUCUUUAAUGCUUUCCUUCACGCACGCCAUGAACAAGCUUCAUCCAGAGGUUAUUCGUCAAAGAGUCACGAGCGCCCUGGAACGAGUACGGGAUCCAGAGCUGGGGCCUCUCCGCCAUCUCCAAGGGAGAGUUCGCCGACUUCAGGACAUUUCCCUCCGCCUCCUCCUACGCCUUCAUCGCGGAAUGAUUCGGGUAUGGCUUUGCAAGCUUCGUUGCGAGAAAAACGCUCUGGACAUUUCGAUGCUGCAUCUAGGAGAAGCUCGUCGUUUGGUAUGAACCGACGUCCAAGUGCACCAUUCCUGGGACAUACAUCAAACCUGUCAGUCACAACAUUGAACACGGACUAUGGUGCCGGCUCUACUUAUGCGCCAUCUGUAUAUGCUCAAUCCACUAUUGCUGCAUCCACAAUUGUCCCACAGGCAUCAAUUCAGCCAGUCGGCAAUUCAGAAGGCACCUGCUGGGUCGAGGGACAUCUUUUCCAGAUCCAGCCAAUGGACGACAAGGUUAUUUGUGCUAUCUGCGACGAGCGAGCCGAUGAGGGAAUGUACAAAUGUUCUGCUUGUAAGAUGACUAUUCACAACCGCUGUGCCUCUCAGGUCUGUCUCGUGUGUGAGGCUGCGUUCCACCCAGAUCAGAUUCGGGCUGCAUUUGUCAGAUGUUUUGCCAGUUUAUUCUAUACAUACAAGAAGCAUCUUGUGCCCGCGACUGGGGAGAAGAAGAAGGCUGGGUUGUAUUACACUUUUAGCAUGGAAUCCUUCAUGAAGAGCCUUCCACAUGAACAUGCUGAGUAUAUUGCAAUCAUGCAGCAGACUCAAGGCUUCAAUGAAUUUAUCGCUGAGCGUGAGAGAACAAGCCCCAAGGCCAAGGACUCUAAGAUGGCACUCUUCGAUGAAAUUGUUCUGUCUAAACGCAAUCGUGGGCGGACAUCAAUCUUUUCUGGUCGGUCUACAACCGAUUUCUUGUCCGACACAUCCAACCACCUAUGGCGGACUGCGAACGCGACAUUCUUUGCCCCCAACAGCCGUAGUCAGCAGAAUCUCUCUCAGGAUUACAGCCGCAUUAGCACCCGAGCCCCGUCUAAAUUGGAUACAAGUCUGAUGAAAGAACCCCGCAUGAUACACGGAGCUCCUCGGGUUUCAAAGGCAGCAAACACUGCCCGCCGAAAGCCUUUACCUAAGCUUAUGAAUGGCCUGGCGAUCUCUCCGCCAAGCUAA